AUGGCUCGGAAAGCUAGAAUUCAGCAAAGGAAUUUACUUGGAUCACUGACUUGCUUACGUGAAGACACUGACUGGAGAUCAAGUCUUAAGUGUGUGGAGGGUCCAUGUCUGAAAACUCACAGAGGUGAGAAGCCAUAUUCAUGUCCUGAAUGUGGAAAAUGUUUUUAUGUGAAAUCACAUCUUGAUCAACAUCAGAGAACUCACACAGGAGAGAAGCAAUAUUCAUGUCCUGAAUGUGGAAAAUGUUUUAAUCAGAAAUCACAUAUUGAUAAGCAUCAGAUAACUCACACAGGAGAGAAACCAUUUUCAUGUACUGAAUGUGGAAAAUGUUUUUAUUAUAAAUCAAAUCUUAUUCAACAUCAGAGAAUUCACACAGGAGAAAAGCCAUAUUCAUGUCCUGAAUGUGAUAAGUGUUUUAUUGAGAAAUCAAAUCUUGUUCAACAUCUCAGAAUACACACAGGAGAGAAGCCAUUUUCAUGUGCAGAAUGUGGGAAGUGUUUUAGUCACAAAUCACUUCUUAAUGUACAUCUAAGAACUCACACAGGAGAGAAACCAUUUUUAUGUCCUGAAUGUGGGAAACAGUUUACUAUGAAAUCACAUAUUAAUAUACAUCUGAGAACUCACACAGGAGACAAGCCAUAUUCAUGUCCUGAAUGUGAUAAGUGUUUUACUAUGAAAUCAAAUCUUAAUAGACAUCAGAGAAUUCACACAGGAGAGAAGCCAUAUUCAUGUCCUGAAUAUACAGCUGCAUAUGGACUUGUUUUUGAAGGACGAGUUACAACUUCCAUUACUGCCAGUUUGGGAUACAAAAAAACUUUUUAA
Molecule: messenger RNA, 822 nt
Organism: Bufo bufo (common toad)
Lineage: Eukaryota; Metazoa; Chordata; Amphibia; Anura; Bufonidae
Product: gastrula zinc finger protein XlCGF71.1-like
Exons: 3
Coding region: 1-822 (273 amino acids)
Biological process (GO): regulation of transcription by RNA polymerase II
Molecular function (GO): DNA-binding transcription factor activity, RNA polymerase II-specific; RNA polymerase II cis-regulatory region sequence-specific DNA binding
Source: RefSeq, a predicted model, not a curated record